AGCUUCUGUCUACCCGAUGUCCGCCUCUCCGCCGCAAGCCCGCUCCGGCGUCGGUCUGGGGUCGUGGGAAAGGAAGUAAGUGGCGAGGCAUGGAGGAGCAGGAAAACAGAUGAAGAGAACCUGUCUGGAACCUUGAGAGCCCAGGAACCACUUGUCAGCCUAUUUCAGUCUUUUUAAAGAUAAGCAAUGCCUGCAGGCAUGAAUAAACAUGGAUCUCGAUCUACUACCUCUUUGCCCCCGGAUCCCAUGGAGAUUGUCAGGAGCAAAGCUUGUUCCAGAAGGGUCAAGCUUAAUGUGGGAGGCUUGGCACAUGAGGUUUUAUGGCGAACCUUGGACAGGUUACCACGGACAAGAUUGGGUAAACUCAGAGAUUGCAAUACUCAUGAAUCCCUGAUGGAUAUAUGUGAUGACUAUAACUUGGAGGAGAAUGAAUAUUUCUUUGAUAGGCACCCGGGGGCAUUUACUUCUAUCUUGAACUUUUACCGCACGGGCAAGUUGCACAUGAUGGAGGAAAUGUGCGCCUUGUCCUUCAGCCAAGAACUGGACUAUUGGGGAAUUGAUGAAAUUUAUCUAGAGUCUUGUUGCCAGGCAAGGUACCACCAGAAAAAGGAACAGAUGAAUGAGGAGCUCAAGAGAGAAGCAGAAACCAUGCGUGAAAGGGAGGGAGAGGAAUUUGAUAACACUUGCUGUGCAGAAAAGAGAAAAAAACUCUGGGACCUUUUGGAGAAGCCCAAUUCUUCUGUAGCAGCCAAGAUUUUGGCCAUUAUUUCCAUCAUGUUCAUUGUGCUCUCUACAAUUGCCUUGUCUCUAAACACUCUUCCUGAGCUUCAGGACAACGAUGAGUAUGGAAAUCCUACAGAUAACCCACAGCUAGCCCACGUAGAGGCAGUGUGCAUCGCCUGGUUUACAAUGGAAUAUCUCUUGCGUUUCCUCUCUUCUCCAAAAAAAUGGAAAUUUUUCAAAGGACCCCUGAAUGCCAUUGACUUGUUAGCAAUCUUGCCCUAUUACGUCACCAUCUUCCUCACGGAAUCCAACAAAAGUGUACUUCAGUUCCAAAAUGUCCGGAGGGUGGUCCAGAUAUUUCGUAUCAUGAGGAUACUCCGUAUUCUAAAGCUGGCCAGGCAUUCAACUGGCUUGCAAUCUCUGGGAUUUACAUUGAGGAGAAGCUACAACGAACUUGGAUUACUUAUUUUGUUUUUGGCCAUGGGCAUUAUGAUCUUUUCAAGCUUAGUGUUUUUUGCAGAAAAAGAUGAGGAAGAUACAAAAUUCAAGAGCAUCCCAGCAUCCUUCUGGUGGGCCACAAUAACUAUGACAACUGUUGGUUAUGGAGACAUCUACCCUAAGACCCUUUUAGGUAAGAUUGUUGGUGGGUUAUGCUGUAUUGCUGGAGUCUUAGUGAUUGCCCUUCCAAUCCCAAUCAUUGUAAAUAACUUUUCAGAGUUCUACAAAGAACAGAAGAGGCAGGAAAAAGCCGUUAAGCGUAGGGAAGCCCUUGAAAGAGCCAAAAGGAACGGAAGCAUUGUGUCCAUGAAUAUGAAGGAUGCUUUUCCACGUAGUAUAGAAUUGAUGGACAUCAUCGUUGAAAAGAAGGGAGAAAAUGCAGGCAAAAAGGAUAAAGUUCAGGACAAUCAUUUAUCCCCAAGCAAAUGGAAAUGGGCCAAAAGAUCAAUCUCUGAAACUAGCUCCAAUAAAUCUUUGGAGACAAAGGAACAAGGAUCACCUGAAAAAGCUAGGUCUUCCUCUAGUCCUCAGCAUCUGAACGUUCAGCAACUGGAAGAUAUGUACAACAAAAUGAGUAAAGCCCAGUCACAGCCAAACCUCAAUUUAAAGGAGACAGCUCAACCCAGUAAGCAAAAAGAAGAACUAGAAAUGGAGGCCAUUCCUGGCCCAAUGGUCCCUUUGUUAACUACUCGGGCAGAUGGAAUAAUUGACAUGAGAAGCAUGUCGAGCAUUGACAGUUACAUAAGCUGCAUGACUGAAUUUCCCGAAGCUGGCAGAUAUUCUCAUAGCCCACUGACUACACUGACCAGCAAAGGUGGAAAACUUCCCCUUCAGGACCCAUAUAGACUGGAAGGAAGUGGGUCCAAACUCAUGGAAAUAAAACCAAAUCUGGAAAGUGGCCAUUGCUCUACCUUUUUUAUAGAGAGCCCCAAAAGUUCAAUAAAACUCAUUAAUCCUCUAAAACUGAGAUCUCUAAAGGUUAAUUUUAUGGAAGAGGAUGCUGUAGGGUCAGCAGCUUCAAAUGUCCUAAGAAUAUACCCAGAUACCAUCAAGAACAGGGGAGCUACAGGUGCUGCCACAGAUAGUUCUGGAUAUUCUGAUCGGUCUCUGAUGAGUCCAGAAACUUCUGUCUAUACGACUGCAAGUGCUAGAACCCCUACAAAGUCUCCUGAGAAGCAGGCACCAAUUGUUCUUAACUUUCACGAUGCUGGCAUUCAUAAAUUUAUCGAUGCUGACACAGAUGAUGAAGGUCAGUUGCUCUAUGACUCAAGUCCUCCGAAAGCCUCUUCAGGACAUACUAGCCCCAAAUACAGCAUUUCUCAGAGAGGCUAUAUAAGGCAACGAGAUAAUGUUUGUAAAACAGAGAAGGACCGCUUAGCAACUGCUGCUUUGUCCUCUACACCCAAGCUUUUAGGGCAAAACUGCCUUUAUUCCAUGGAAAAUAUCACUGGAAGAAUCCAUGGUAACAAGGAAACUAUCAAAUUAGAUAAUCAUAUUUCACCUGAAGUUCACAUAUUACCAGGUGGUGGUGGUGGAGGAGGAGGACAUAGUAACAAACAUGAUCAUAAUAUCUGAUCAUUGCUGCAGAAUGUAGGUUAACAACUGACAGGAAUGCCUUUGCACUCGACACACCAAGAAAAGAUUCUGCAUGGCAUGAACUUUUGACUGAACAAGCCACCUGUUUUGUAAAAAUCAGAAGGAUGUCUUGAAAUGGGAUUAAGGAUAAUACCUCCUCUAAAUCUACUCCAAAUUCCAACUCCAACCACACGACAGUCAUUAAGUAAAAUGAAGUUUGUGCACAUCUUGAUCAUAAAUUGAUCUCCUUUCAACUUCCUUUACAGAAGUCAGUGUGACCAAUUCUUCCAUUCAUUCACUUCUUUAACAUAGACCUCUUUUAUGGCAAUACCAGUAUCUGAAUUGCAUUGUCAUCUUAAAGUGAUUUAGACAUCUAUAGUCAAAUACUGGAACAAAUGAUAGAUGUGAUCAGAAACGCAACACUUUAUGCUUAAAGGUAACUAUUCCAAACAUCCCCAUCCAUGCCUUUUUCUCUGAUGAAUACAAGGUCUGAAGACGUACAGGGCUCGGGUAGGCUUAUUGAAUCACAAAUGCAGUGAAUUGAGAAAUAAACUUUUAAACAUUUCUCUCUGUAUUUCUAGAUGCAUUAAAAUCUAUUUUUUUAUUUUAAAAAAAUCAGCAGGGUGAGUUGCACCACUUGUACCAAAUCCAAAAUAUCCCUUCAAAGUUAUAUGUAAAAAAAAAAAAACUGACUCUGCUAAAAAGUCAUACAAAAUCCGAGAUCAGGGAUGUAGUUUUUAACUUGGGAUUAGGAAGAUAGUUUUCAAACUUAAAUAUGGUAAGAUGUUUAAAGAAGAGAUUUUCAUACUUUUUUAUGAAUGGAUGUUUUUAUGUAUUCUUGAAAAUAAAUAAAUCAGGUGGAUCUAAUCUUUUGUGUGUUGGAGAAAGGUAUCCCUUGGAAGGGAUCACCCAAACCUCAACAGUUGGGAAACUAAGGAACAGUGGCAAAACAACAACAAAGCCAGAAAUGGCAGCCUGAACCAAGAAUCCAUAUUAGAUUUGAGAACAAUUCCAGCACAAAAGAAAUUAAAUAAUAUUGGAAAGAUAUUCCAUUUCUUCUCCCUGAAUUAUUUGCACAUCAUUGAGAGGGGAGAGGAAGUGAGUUACACCCAACCUGUUCACUAAGCAACAAGUUUAUUUCUACCACAUUUUGCACUUAAAUAAUGUAGAAUGCAAAAAUAUGCAAGUUAUAAAUACAUAAAUAUGCAAAAAAAAGUUAUUUCCAAGGAAUGAUCCUCCUGCCAUCUGGAGUGAUAUACAUCAAGAUAGGAAUUUCUGGAAUUUAACAGUAGGAAGGAGGGUAUAAAUAUCAAGAGAAUAAAGGCCAUGAACUUAACACAUUUCCAUUUUAUUUUGAAACAGGUCGUUUCUGACAAAAACACAAACAGCUACACCAGCUUGGAUUUAUAAUUCCUACUAUUUCCUUUCAUUUUGCUGGUAUUACAAAGCACUUUAUGUUAAUGUUGUGACAAAGGUGGAAUCAAGAAGAACAGAGAAUGUAUUUUUAAAACACUAGCACUUUAAAAACAAACUCUCUCCUUAUUUGUGCCUCGUCACAUCUGUGAUUUGUUACCCACCUGGUAACAAGCUGCACCAUAACUGUGAUGAUAACACAUAAUGUUUGUCCUUUGUUACUGUAAUAUAGUGUAACAUUAAGAUACAUGCACACCUAUAAAACCUUUGGAAAGCUUGACUUCUUUUUGUAGAAUAGUGUACUCAGAUGCAGGGGACAAGGUGAUGGGGGGGUCUAGCCAGUCUAAAGGGUAGGCGCCUUAAUUCACGGCCCUUCAACAUUGACCAAGGAGCACAUAUGAAAGAGUAACUCAAAGUCAAUGGGACCUGAAGCUCAAAACAGCCUAAUUCAAAAAAAAAACAGUAAAGCAUCUUUUCCUUUUUCUAUUUCAUUCCCUGAGAAAAGGCUUACAAAGAUGCAUUCAACUUGAUUGCCCGUGUCAGUAGAUAGAAAACCUUUUUAACAUAAGCUAUUUAUUAAAAAGGAAGGUAGGAAGGCAGGCCCUGGGAGGGGGGAGAUUUUGUACCAGAUUUUCACAGUUUGGGGACAUUAUAAGUAGAUUGCACUGCACUUAUCUAUCAUGAGUAAUUACAUUGCACAUAACAGGACUUGGCAAACUGAAAUGGAUCUCUGUAAAUAAUGCACUGCAUCCAUGAAAACAACUACCCAUCACUUGUCAGAUCAGUAUUUUUUCUGGUGUCAAAUAGCUGUUGGUCUUGAAUGUAAUUCUUGUCAAUUCGAGCUGUACUGACUGUCCUUCCACUUCUAAUGCACACACCAUGCACAGAACAAAAGCAAUAAGCACAUGUUUAUCUUAAAAACUGUUAUGGGUUGUAACAAUCCUUUUGCACAUGAUUCUGCAUAAGUGUGGAUAUUUCUCACAUUUGCUCAAUUAUCUAGUUACCUAGGAAGCCCUUCCAAUAUUACUGUAUCUAUUCAUUCAAAUUGCCAGUAAAGUGAACUGAACAAUUUCAGCCAGUAAAAUGUUCAUUCCAUGCAAACAAACUAAACCAAAGGGACAUAUGCUUACAAAAAAAAUUACCAAGAAAACAGCAUUCUGGAAAGGUACAGAUAGUUAUCAGCUAUCUAUAGGGUGAAUUUAAGAUACUAUAACUAAUAUAAAAAUAAGUGGGAGCCCUGAAUUGUCACUAAAAAUAAUAAUGCACCAAAUAAAUUUUGCACACAAUAUUGCAGAGAUGGUCUUUAAUGCAACUGCUAAGUUCCAGUAACUCACUGGGUUUACUGGUUGACAAUGUGUUUCAGACUCAGCACUCAAUGUUAUUAUUGUAAGGGCAAAAAGGAAUUACUUUGGCAACAGUAACAUGAAACUGAGGGAUACUUUAAACUUCAUUAACAUUUAGAUUAAUAAUUUGCCAAAUUGGGUAGCUUGAUGCAGAAAAUGAGUCUAAUGCAUGCUGGCUGGAGAAUUCUGGGAGUUGAAGUCCACAGGUCUGAAAGUUGCUGGGAUUGAGAGAUGUUAAUCUAGAUGUAAGAUAACCUCAAUUGUAGCCUGCUGAUCUGUUAGGAUACAUCUCCACUGGCCACUAUCUGAAAAUUGUGGGCCUUAUGAUCCCUACAUACCUGAAACGCAUCAGGCUGGGGAAGGCUGACAUAUUCUGAAAUAAAACAGGCAAAGAACACCAAUCAUAAAGCCUCUGCUUUAAAGAGGAAAUAGGCAGUCAAUAAGAUUAAAAUAAACUCAGAUAUAUUCAUACAUAUAUGAUUUCAUGUAAGAUAUAUUAUUAGAUAACCUUCUCCAACCAUUUGCCUCCAGGUGUUGAAGCUGCAACAUCCAAGAUUUCUAGCUAGCAUGGUUUGGCAGAUUAUACAAAAUUGCUCUACAGAAGCAUGAUAUGUGGAGCUUUUUGGUCUCUAUUAUUAAAUAUCAAAAAUGUUAAUAUUCCUCUUCAUUAUUUGUUCCUUAGUUAUCUCCUUUUUGUACCUUGCAAUUCCAAGCUUGUCUUUUUUUGCAUUUAUGCUUAAGUUCUACACCAACUAGAAUAAAAAGAAGCAAGCUAGUCAUGUAUACCCCAAGUCCCCCUACUAGUUUACGUUACAGGUUUUGUGUCAUGUCCAUCAUCAGCACAAAUGGUACAUAAAAAUAAACAAAUAAAUUUUGUUGAUAAAAAAUCAGGGAAAAUAUUUUUAUUUCAAAGAAAGACUCAAUAGAAAGCUCUGUGUGAUAUAUUUUAAAACAGAUUCUUUGUGUAGAAACCUUUCAAAGAAAUUAACAUUUUUCAUAUCAAGAAAGCAAGCGCAUGUAAAAAUAACCAUUUAGAGAAAUUAUCUAGCAAUCUCAGUUCAAAAAUAUACAUUUGAAGCAUGGAGGACAAUCAAUAACCGUAUUUAAAAACAAAUCUUAAAAAAAAAUCAACUGGUGCAACUCUCCUUGUACCCAACUCCCACCCCCCCUCUUUUUUGCCUUGCAUUGGCAAUUGAGAAACAAAUCUUUCAUAUAUUUAGCCAUGUAUUGGGUCACUUUUGACAGAUGUUUCAAAAGUAUCGUAAAAUGUGUAUCUUUGAGUGUGAAUUGACAAAGUCCAAUGGAUUUCGGAUAGGGGUUAAUUAAAACUGCAUUUCCUUUGUGUUUAUGAAAGGGUAAUCUAUUCUUGUUUUGUCGCCAAUGAUGACGUGUAUGUCCAAGGCAAGCCCCACUGACAUGACUGGGAAUGGCACAAAUCACAGUGGUGCUCUUGCACAUAUCCGCCAUUCAUUUCUGUGCAGCUUGCGCUGGAAACUCAGUGAAUUAUGCUCCUGUGUCUAACUGAAAGUUAAACUGUAUAUAUAGAACACGAGCAGACAUGUAAACACUGGGAAAUGUGUUCUGCAUUGAAAUGCAUUUGAAAUCCAAAGUGGAAUUACAGAGUCUGUGUUCAAUUGAACUGAAGUCUGUAUUUGGUUCAGGACUUUGAAAAACCAUAGCACAACUUUACGUAAGAUUUUAAAUGAUAGCUCGUAGUCAACUCUAUUGCUAAUCCCACCCAGGAUGAUUUCCAUUGGCAGGAAGAGAGAAGAAGUAAAACCAAAACAAAAAACAAAUGUGGUAGAACUCUUUUCAAGCUUAGAGUUUUUUAAAAAUAUAUAAGCAGAAGCCUCCUAUAGCAUACUACUUGCAAAUUGUAGGAUCUCAAACUAUUGUUAGGAUGGGAGCUUUUACUUAGAAUUGGGAUGGUCCCAAAUUCAAAUACCCAACUUUGCAAUCUUCUAAUCAUUCGGUAUCAUGAGGCCAAUCACUUUCUCCCAAACGAAUUUGCCUAGCAUGAUUGUUGUCAGAAUAACAUGAAGGAAAAUAAUGUAUACCAGCUUGAAAAAGGUGAAACAUAAGUCUAAGAUUCUGAUUUAACUCCCCCCAUGUUAUUGUUAUAGGAUUAUAUGUAGAUGACUAUUCAAAUGGAAUGAUUGGAAACACUCUAGGAUUCUUGGCCAACAGCUCUCUGGUGCACCUUCUCAAUGGCUUCCUGGUGGAUUCACCUCAGCAAAGUAUGGCUGAACAUAGCUGCCAUUUACAGUUUUCAUUCUGCCUUGAUAAAGUGUCAUUCUUGGGAAUUCUUAUAAACUAAGGUGGCAUCCCUUUCUAAGCUACAUUUUUUAAAAAUUUCUCAGAGUGCCUGAGAGUGGUAUCAUUGUGGGAAAACUAAAAUGGCAGCUAAAUUCAGCCUCUUUGACUAUUUGAGGUGGGGAUUAAAACUGAGUACAAAACAGGCAUGACUGAUAGAAUGCUUGAGGUUCCAGGAACUGCUGGAAGUUCAUGACAGCCCUGGAAAUUAUGCAACCAACAAGACAUAUGCCUUUGGAACUUCGCAUCUCUUCGCAAUGAAGGUGAAGAGAUGAGCAAGAAAAAGAAAAUCCAGUUUAAGGGCUGGGAAGAGUGGUGCAAAAGUGGAAUACAUUUUCAUGUAUCAUGUAUCAUGGGUAUGACAAUUGGUAUGGCAAGAGGUUGCUAGGCUUUCCUUAACCUAAUAGAUUUGAAUAACAGGCAGGGGGGAACAUUACAUAAUCGCUUGCAGUUUGUUCAACUAUGUAUUUAAUUGUGCAUCCUGUAUCAAAUAAAGCAGAAAAUGAAUUAGCGUUUCUCCAACAGUAUGGCCUCAUGCCUCUUGCCAGUUUUUACCUGCUUUUUACAGAGCUGAAAUCAACCUCUUAGUUCUAUGGACUGAAGGAGUGGCUGCAGACUGUGCAGUUAUUGGCAGGCGAUGUUCUCUCUUCUUGCUUUUGCUUUUCUGUGAGAAAAAGCAACUGUAAUUGUGAGUGUGAUAGAUUUCUCAGUGCCUUUUCUAAGCACAUUUCAGGAAAAUGAAGAGUAACGUAGCCAGUUGGGUAAAUAUCCACAUUCAAAAAAAAAAAAAAUGAAGAAUCAGUUGCAGCAGAAGGAGCAAAAGGUGAGCCCAUGGGAUACAGGUUUCCUCUCGGAAGACUAUGUAGGCCCAAAGCAAAUGCAUUUUUCCUGCACCUAACACGCUGCAUGUAAUCCAGUGUGACGUGUUUCCCUUAGCUGCUGUUGCUAAAAAUGGAAGCAUUUUCUUCCCUAUCCAGAUAACAAGUUACAAUAUUUCUAAGCAAAACGGUAUUCUGUUUUAUUUUGUUUCAUUUUGUUUUGUUUAAAAUGUAAUGCAUUGAUACUCUUUGUACCUAUUAUUGUGUAUUUAUGUCUUGAUAGGACAAUAAUUGGUACUAACUUAUGAUUCGUAGCAGGGUAUUUCAGGCUCAAGUGGCUGGCACGAAAGUCACGUUUUCUCGACUUGAUAUGCUUGAUGUGAUAGUUGGUCAAUUGGAUUAUCUUCCAAAGCACCUAAACCAUAUCAUUAAUAGAGUUGCCAAAUAACAACUCUAUUGAACAUUACAGUAAUGUUCAUUGUGGGACACGGCUACUGUAUAUGCACUGUAUAUGGCAGAGGGUGAGUUCACAAAUUUGCUCUUAACCCACUGGGCUCACUGUAUUUUGGCUUUUUUUCCAUUGCUAAAGCAUGGUUAACAACAGAAUAACAGCAUUGGGAUCUUGGAGGUUUUCUAGUCCAAUCAGUUGCACAAGCAGGAGACCCUAUACCAGGGCUGUCAAACUUGCGGGCCAUGGGCCAGAUGUGUCACGUGCUAGCCAUGCCUACGCCCGGUUUAGUGAAAGGGGAAAAAGUCACGAUACGUCACAUGACAACGCUGUGACAAUGCGAGUUUGAUACCCCUGGCCUAUACCAUUCCAGACAAGUGGCUGGAAUGGUAUACAGUUCCAUGGAAUGGAAUGGUAAUGGAAUGGUAUAGAGACCCUAUACCAUUCCAGACAAGUGGCUUAGUUUAGGACAUUGCAUUUCCUUCUACAUCUGCUGAUUUCAAGGGCUCCUGCAAUGCAUUCAGACAAACAAGGAGAUGAAAUUUUAGCUAUUCGGCCUUUCUAGAGGAAACUGAUGGGAGAGGUUGCAGCUGUGGUAUACCUCCUCCUAUUACAAGUUCAGCAGGGUCUCAGUCGGUUGAUAUGUAUAUAUAAAAUCUAGAUGUUCCGAAUAUAUCUAUCAAAAUUACUUAGUGGAGUGGAGCCAUGAGCACCCACAACACUUGCGCGAGUGGGUCCUUUGGUUCCUGAGAUGCUUACGCAAGUGGGGCUGUGCACACACAGGUGCGCUCCAGCUACCCACUCACGCAGCCCACUUGCAAAUAGGCCGUGGACCAGUAGUGGGCUGUGGCCCACAGGUUGGGGACCCCUGCUCUAGGAGAUGAGGUGCUUGCAUUCCCAUACUUAAUUUUCCAUUCCAAAAUUCAGUCUCAACCCACUAACCAGUUUCAGUUGGGUUGAUAGUUUGGGGCCUCCAGAUUGAAAAAUAUUGCCCGUCUCUGUUGCAGGUAAAAACACAAUUUUCAUAUAUUCCAAAGUACUACAGUUUUCUGUUUAGAUAAAAAGUACAUACACACACACACUGUAUUUUUAGCAAAUUUAUAAUUGGAUAGGUGAAGGUUUCUCUGUCCAGUCGUGUCCAACUCUAGGGGGCGAUACACAUCUCCAUUUCUUAGCCAAGGGAGCCAGCAUUGUCCGAAGUCAUUUCUGUGGUCAUAUGUCCAGUAUGACUAUGUGCUGAGGCGCAGAGUGCUGUUACUUUCCCACUGAAAUGGUACCUAUUUAUCUACUCGCAUUUGCAUGCUUUCGAACUGCUAGGUUGGCAGAAGAUGGGACAAGGACAGGAGCUCACCCCAUCAUGCAGCACUCGAGUCCCAAAUGCAGACAAUCGGCUUUCCAGCUGACAAGCUCAGUGUCUUUAACCACUGAGCCAUCCCGCCCCCCAUAAUUGGAUAAUUGAGCUUUAAAAAAUCUUCUUUUGAAUUACAGAAUAGAAGAUUAGAACAGCAUCCCAUUCCUAUGCUGCUAUGGAAAUUUUAGUCAAGCACAUCUGGAUAUCCCCUAUAUUGAAGUUUUUGUUGUUAAAUAUUUCUAUAACUGAAUAUUUGACCAACUCCAAUGGGUGUGUGUCUGUUCCAAAAGAAUGUUGCAAUCUCUGUCAUUGAAUUAUGUCUGUAAAAGAUCACAGACCCUGCUCCGUUUCUGCUAGCAGAGGCACUGCGGGCCAGUCCUUCGCUGUUUCCAGGGCAGCCCCACGGGCCAGAUCUAAGCAUCCCGCGGGCCGCAUCCAGCCCGUGGGCCUUCAGUUUGACCCCCUGCUAUAUACUGACUGGGACACAGAUGGGCACACUGUUUUCCAGUCUAAAAUCAUAUCAUUUUGUUUCUGUCCUUAUUUCUAUUUUUUAAGUUACUUUUUUGAAGCUGGUUUUCUGAACAGACCAGAUUGCAUUAGAAAUGCAGACUUAACCUUCCAUAGAAUAAUAAAAAGACAGUUUUAAAUAGUUUGCAACUGGCUUUAAUUAAAUUUUUGAAGUCUUGUACUGCUAGCAUAAAAGUUAUAUAAAAAUAUAUAAUUGUUCUUUGCUGCUAUGGGAACCUUAAUUUUGUACAUGUGGAAUUUAAGAUAAGAUCAUCACAAAUGGUCAUGCUGCACUGCACCAGCAUCUAGGAGAAAACUUAAAGUUUGUCAUGAUAUUUGGAAAACUUGAAAAGUAGAUGGAAUUAUAAUAAGAAUUAAUACUCUUCAACCUUGCCACGAAUACUUUACUUGUUACAACUAUCUUGAGAACUUCCUUCCAACAUCUAUACCAGUGUUUUUCAACCGUGGCAACAUUAAGUUAUGUGGACUUCAAUUUCCAGAAUUCUCCAGCUAGCUACUCCAAUUUUGGGAACUGAAAUCCACAUAUAUUAAAGUUGCCAAGGUUGAGAAACACCUAUACAGUAAAACAUAAAACUUACAAAAGAUGGUCCCACUUACCUGAUAACUUCCAUUUCUCUGUUUCUUGGAGGAGAACAGGAGCAACGAUGAUAAAUGCAGAAUAAUAAGACAAGAAGAGUAGAACUGGGUGCAUUAACAAGCUCAACAGACCUGUUACUUCUUCAAUGUUGGAAUUUAAAACAUGCUACUUAGGAAUGGUGAGAAGUUGUAUAGCCAUCAUUGUGGGAAGAAGGCCGUAUUAGACUUGAAUGGCAAAAAAAAUCAAGAGAUAUACCCUUUUAAUAAAACAGUUAGUUGGAAAAGUUGCUAUCAGCAUUAGCUAUCAGCAGUUGAAAGUCUGAUUCUCCAUUAACAUGUCUAUUCCCUUUUAAAACCAUCUGAAUUGGCUGCCACUGCUACAACAUAAUUUUAAAAUUGCUUUCUGUUCCACAUCUCCCUGCAUUCAUUUUCAUGGAUGUCCCACACAGACACUUCUCUUUCCAUAUUAUCUAUGCAAUGCUUUCAUACUUAGGUAAUCCUUGAUUUACAACCACAAUUUGGGCCAGAAUUUCCAUUGUUAAACAAGGCAGUUAUUGACUUGCAGCCAAUUUAUUUUACGAUAUUUUUUGCAAUGAUUAUUAAGCAACUCACAGCAGUUGUUAAGUGCAUCAUGUUGUCAUUAAGCAAAUCCAACUCCUCGCAUUAACUUUGCUGUUGGAAGCCAGCUGGGAAGGUUACAAAAGAUGAUCAGAUGAACCCUGGAUUCUGCAACUGUCAUAAAUACAUGCCACAGUUGCCAAGCAUCAAAAUUUUAAGCAUGUGAUCUUGGGGAUGCUUCAGCAGUUGUAAGUGUGAUGACUGGUCAUCAUACAUUUUGUGCUGGUACUCAGUGCACAAGCUAGAAUUUGUCAGUGUCAUCUCCUUGUGACUGACUACAUUAUUUCUUAUGGAAAAAAUGUGUUUGAUACUCAUCAUUUUUGGUACUCAUUGCAUCUCUCAAAACCUAUUAAUGAUGAGUACCAAGGUACCACUGUUUCUUUCUGUGUGUAUGUACACACUUGCUAAGACAUUGUUAUUAUUAAAUUUUAAACUAUUAACAGUCAGAGUGGGAUGUAAUCAUGACUGUGUCACAAUGGGCAAAUUAUUAAAAGAACAUCAGAAUCACCUACUAAUUAGCAGAGACCUAUGACUAAUUAUCACACAUGUUGCCAAUCACAUAGCUAGUUCUACAAGGCAGGAUUUUUUAAACAUGAAUAUGUGGUUCAGAGCUGCCUGGGUUGAGGUUAUAAAUAGAUUUUAACCCUUCUUCCAUCCACAAUUUGGACAGAGCUGCAGUUUCUAUCAUGAAUACCCAUUUUCUACACAUGGAUUUUUUUCUCCCAAAGCCAAUUGUUAUGAGCUGCCCAGAAUUACUUAAGAUGGAUGGCUACAUCCAUCUUUUACAUACAUAUAUAAAUGCAUAUAUAAGGAGGUAAUGGGGACUGCAACAUUCUUGUUUGGUACAGGAACAUCUUUCUAUGUUCAUAGGAAUGCUCAGCUCUCCUACUACAAUGAAUUUGAUCUAAUGUACCUAAAUCUCUGGCCCAUUCAGAAUGCUUCAGUGCCAGAGGCAAAUACAGUAAUAUGCGUUGCGUUGAAAACACAAACUUUUUGUUAUCUGAUCUGGGUGAAGUUACAUGGAUAUUUUUGACCCGGGAUCCUUGUGCAGAUAUGUGCAAGUCCCUGAUAACAAAAGAGUGUGAUUGGCAGAGCAACAGGAAUCUAUGAUGACACCCUUGAAACUUCUGCACCUUUGCACAGUUUUACUGUAGCUCAGUCACAAGUUGGCUCAAGCAUAAGACAAUUUCAUGGAUAGGCAGGUUGUAUCAUUUGCACAAGUACAAAGAAGCUGGAUUAGUAUUAUUACAGGUAGUUCCUGGAUGGCAUAGUGUUCUUAUUUUCAGGAUUACAGGAUUUUCUGCUAAGCCUCCUCAACCUUGCUCUCUUAGUGUAGCAGAAUCAGAAAAGCUAGUGAUUGAAUGGCUUAUACCAGAGUUCCCCAAACUUUCUGGGUUGGCGGCCCAGAGUGAGGGAGGAGGGGGGAAAGAGGGGAUGGUUUUGUGGGAGGCGCAGGUGUGUGUGUGUGUGAGCACUGUUCCUUGCAUGAGUGGGGCCAAGAAUGGUUGCGACACUCUUGCGAGUGUGGUCUUGAGCACCAUGGACACUCGUGUGAGUGGGUCCCCAAGUGCCCACGAUACUCAUGUGAGUGGGGCCAUGAGCCCCCACAACAUUUGCACAACGUUCUCAUAGCCCCAGCUACCCAUUCACAUGACCCAGUUGCAAAUAGGCCACGGUUCAGUAGUGGGCCGCGGCUCACAGGUUGGGGACCUCUGGCUUAUACUGUUUUUGCAGCUUUCAUCUUCUUUCAUAGAAAGCCAAUGUGAUUAUUUCAGCCUUCAGUAAGUUAAUAGUAUAUUUAAAAACAAUUGCCCAAUGAGCAAUUAUUAAACAUGUGCCCCAAGGGUAGUUCCAAAUUGUAAGGGGAAAGCAGAAACAGAAGUACAUACUGGGACAUUUCAGCAAAUUGCAGAAAGGAAGGAAAGAAAUUCUAGGGCUGGACUUGUACAAACCAGCCUGCUAAAUUGUAUACAGAUUCUUUAUAGUUGUAGCCCAUCCUCUCAAAUGGCAAUGCAUCAAAAGAGUUUAAAAUCUUUGAGCAUUAACAACUCCCAUGUGUCUGGGAGGAAAUAGGAUAUCAUUAGCCAUAUACUAGUGCACUUAGAGUAUUACUUUUUAAAUAUUUAUUUUUGGUAACUUUAAUUUAAACUUUACUUGAUGAAGUUUAUUGACCUCUCCUGUUGUUUCUGUAAAAAAGAAAAAAAGAAACUUUUAAAAAUUGUCUUUAUAUGCAUGUAGUGCUAUGAAACUGUGAUCCUUGUGUGACAUUCAAAAAUUGUAUUGUCUUGUAAAAUAAUGUCUAAAAUGUCUACAGAUUUUAAAGCAAUGGACCCUCCCUUCAGAUGACAGAAAUAAAAAAUAUGAUUAUUAAAAUGAA
Pantherophis guttatus is the source of this 14581-nucleotide messenger RNA. It is a transcript of the gene KCNB1, whose product is annotated as potassium voltage-gated channel subfamily B member 1. Gene Ontology annotation, cellular component: dendrite membrane; neuronal cell body membrane; voltage-gated potassium channel complex. Gene Ontology annotation, biological process: potassium ion transmembrane transport; action potential; protein homooligomerization. The record is from RefSeq and is a predicted model, not a curated record. Gene Ontology annotation, molecular function: protein binding; delayed rectifier potassium channel activity. NCBI's taxonomy places the organism in Eukaryota, Metazoa, Chordata, Lepidosauria, Squamata, Colubridae.